AUGCCCGACCCUUCAGAGGCUGGGCCCGAAUCGCUGGCCCCUAUGGACUUAUACACUGCUCCUCGCUAUUUCGGCUUUCUCGACCAAUCUGUCGCCGUUUCUACUCUCUACGAAAACGGUAAAAAGGCGUACAGACCUUAUUUGCAUUUGCACUCAGAGCAAGAUCUUGCAGAGGCCGCCCGUCAAAUAAGCGUCGAUUGUAAUUCGUCCAAAGCAGUUUCAACGUUAGACACGAACUACAUUCCUCCAAUGCUUCACACAACACUACCACAAAUCGCAGUUCCCGCCAGGGUUGACGAUCCCUUCCAAAAUCAAUAUCAUCAAGACCGCUCUUCACUGCUGUCCCUGCGACCGCAUGAGACAGUCCAGCAACCUUAUGUAAAUCCCGGCCACAAUCUUCUCAAUUUGUCCCACAACCCUCCAGACGCAUUCCUACUUUCCGAGCUAAAUCCUUCCGAGCCAAGAGAAAAUGUUAUUUUGGAGAAUUACGACAUUACGAACUUGCUCACGAACCCUGAGCUCCAAGGAAGGGAAUUCCCAAUGGACUACCCCUUGACGCAUGCAAGCUUACCUCAACCCGACCACAGACGGUCGUCAGUUGAAAUUCUCAAUGAAUUGCCGACGGACUCCUCUGUGGAUGCAGACCUCUUUAUCGACUUGAUUCAACGAUUCCGGUACCAUUGGCUUCUUGACUUAUUCAACGAGAUUCACUGGUGGAGAGUUUUUGUUCCAAAUUAUUGUGUGCGCCUCGCCCAAGCCGCCGAAGUUGAGGGAAAGCGCCCACCUGGCUCGGCUUUCUUGCUUAUAGACUGUUUGAUGGCUUGCGCUGAUACCUCUUCAUUGGAUGAAAUACUUGAGGCGAGUCAAAGCCAAUUCACGGAAUGGGCUUUCUUUGAAGAUAAAGAGGUCAACGUGUCCACAUUCCGCUCUUUUGAAAGAGUGUUACUAAGUGUUGCUCUUGUCACAUUGUCCCUACUUAUACAAAUCACAUCGAAACCAACCUUGAUUUACGACGAGAAGUUUCAGCUACUUCUAUUAAAUCAGGGCAAGCUAUUUCAUAAACUAAUGGUCCAAUUUACACAAGUACCUCAAGGAAGGUUGAAAAAAUUGAAGCAAUCUCCCUUAACGUUGGAAAGCAUACAAGCCAUGACAGUUUUGCGUUUCAUGAUCAAAAUGAACCUUCAAGCCCGAAAUCCUUCCUUCACUUACUCCAUUAAUGCGUCUAAUUCAGAAAGUGUUUUGGCUGAAGUGAUCGAUUACUCCCUUCCUCAGCAUAUUGACUUGAGUCACUUCUUUACCAUUUCCGACUUCGAGAUACAGUUGCUAAACGAUUCCUUUGCCAAUUUCGACUUGCCACAGAUGUCGUCGCAGAACCCCCGGGUGCCUGCUAGUAGUAUAUCCGAAUCGAGGAAAUUGAGGGUGCUGUUGUGGGAGGUCAUCAAGACUGACUAUGCUACUGACAACCCUGACAUCGUAAAUCGAUUCACAUCACAUCAGGAAGCCUUCCAGUUCUUGAAAAGCACGGACAUAAGCAUAGGAAGACGACUGAGAUACCCUCAUGUGAGCACGAAUGAGAGAAGUAUUGCUCUCAAUUUCUUGUCGCUGCAUCUCAAUAAAAUCCAUAGAUAUACUUCCCAGGACACAAGAGCUGGGUGUGUUAAGUUAUUUCAGAUGAUCGAUGAAUCAUCAAUGGACAAAAGUUUUGUGGCACAAUGGCAUCGUUAUUUCUCUUGGGUAUUGGAGUAA
Candidozyma auris is the source of this 1746-nucleotide messenger RNA. RefSeq names its product Zn(II)2Cys6 transcription factor AHR1 (gene AHR1). The record is from RefSeq and is a predicted model, not a curated record. NCBI's taxonomy places the organism in Eukaryota, Fungi, Ascomycota, Pichiomycetes, Serinales, Metschnikowiaceae. Bases 1 to 1746 code for a protein of 581 amino acids. The transcript has a single exon.